Erythranthe guttata (spotted monkey flower) is the source of this 489-nucleotide messenger RNA. RefSeq names its product ATP synthase small subunit 6, mitochondrial. Lineage: Eukaryota; Viridiplantae; Streptophyta; Magnoliopsida; Lamiales; Phrymaceae. The record is from RefSeq and is a predicted model, not a curated record.
GGGAGAGAGAGAGAGAGAGAGAGAGAGAGAGGAGCAGGCGAGAGACCAGCAAAGCAAAUCGAAUCAACGCAACGACUGCGGCGAGAUGAGGAAGUUUGAUCCAUGGCCAGUGUUCUUCAGAAGAGAAUGGAAUCGCAAUUGGCCUUUCCUUGUGGGAUUCGCUGUUACUGGAGCCAUCAUCACCAAGUUAUCCCUCGGCCUAACCGAGGAGGAUGCGAAGAACUCUCGGUUUGUGCAGAGGCACCUGGGAAAGUAAACUUAUAAGAGUACCAUCUGCUUUUGCUUGGUGAAUGAAGGACAAGGUGGUGGAGACCAAUAUUUUGUUUGUUUCCUUUCCUUUUUUCUUAUUUCUGAUGCCAUAUAUCUUUUGAACUAAAAUUGGUUGACACCAAAUGUGUCUUUGUUUUUCUGUGAGGAUGAUGGAUGGAAAAUAAACAUUAGUUUUUUUUUUUUUUUUUGGUAAUAAAUGCUGAGAUAAAUGACAACAUU